UGGGAAAGUCUGGUGAGGUCUAUGUAUCAGGAUUGCAACUUCUAAUGACUACUUCUUCUCUCUUUUGGCUGACCUGAAGCAAUUAAAUUUCGCCUUAAGUACUGAACAACUAUUAGUAAAUGCUCAAACCAAUCAACCAAUGGUGCAGUUUAUGAAGGAUGGACCAAAAUAGUUCACAUCAACAAUCACUCUUAAUAAAUCAUAGCCAUGAGGCAAAUUUCAGGCUUCGUUAAAUCAGGAAAUGGCAAAACAGUCGGGAACUGAAACAUCUCUGCUCAGGUCUGCAAUGAGAUGGUGCGUGGAGAUCAAAAGGUCAUAUUGUCUAUGAUGGUUGGAAUGCUUGGAAUUGACAUCCGAAUGCCAUCACUCCUGAGGUCCAAGACAGUGAAGAAGAGGACAAUCAUCGUAGGCUUAAAAUCAGAUAACUGCGGUAGAGAGAUGCUGCUUCGAUUACUUACUUCGGUUGUAAAGCCAGGGGAUAGUGUUUUGGCUAUUCAUGUUCAAGUUUCAAACGACACUUUUGAUCCAAACACUUUCCACAUCCAUGAAGAUCUCUGCAAGUCUAAGCAGGUGGAUUUGCAGGUUAAGGUUUGCAUUGGAGACUCGUACAUUUCUGAGUUGGCCCGUCAAGUACGAGUAAACUAUGCAACUAUCCUUGCACUUGGAUGCAACCCUUCAGGGCCCAGAUAUUCAGUCGUAAAUAUUUGUCUGAAAAGGUUGCCUCCCACUUGCUUUCUUCUGGUUUUGGAUAGCAUAGGAAGAAUCCUGGUCCAGAGGCAGGGAACUUCCCAACAAGGCUCUACAAAGGUAGUCCUCCAAACUUCUUUGUCACUUCCAUUGAACCGCACUUGCUUUGAUCAAUCAAUUCCCACCCGGAAUUUGCAAAAAUCAUUGACCAUACCAUCGCCCUCAAUGUCGUCAUCAUCAACACCGCAAAUUAAUCCGUUCAAUGUCAAGAAGACAGUACAGGUUCCUGACUUGGUCACACAGAAGAGAUUAGUAGAGGGAUCCAUCAAACAUUUCACAUCAGAAGAGCUUAGUUUUGCAACUACCAAUUUUAGCCCUUCAAUGGUAAUAGGAGAAGGCGGCCACAGUAAGGUGUACAGAGCAAACCUUGAGGAUGGUCGUGCUGCAGCCGUGAAAGUCCUUAAAACCGCCCCUUCUUCGGAGGAUGAUCUUCUCCGAGAAGUAGGCCUGUUGUCUGGAAUAAAACAUGAACACAUAGUCCAGAUUAUUGGUUACUGUAAUGACAAGGACAUGUGUGCAAUCGUGUAUAAUCUACUAGAGGGAAGCCUGAAGCAAUAUUUGAGACAACUCUCGUGGAGUGAGAGGAUGGGGGUCGCGAUUGGUAUGGCGAAGGCGUUGCAGUACCUUCAUCAUUCUUGCAACCCUCCUGUCAUUCAUAGAGAUGUGAAAUCAUCUAACAUUCUCCUCUCUGACAAUUGCCAACCACAACUGACAGAUUUUGGAUUAGCAUUGCUACUUCAUCAAACCUCAGAAACUGCAAAGUCAUUUAAUGUUGUUGGGACCUUCGGAUACAUGGCCCCUGAGUACAUGAUGUAUGGAACAGUUGAUGAGAAGACAGACGUGUACUCCUUUGGGGUUGUGCUUCUGGAGCUCAUCACUGGCAAAGAGGCGAUUCAAACCAAUCUGCAGGAAAAUCUUGAAAGCUUAGUACUCUGGGCAAGGUCUUUACUCAGCUGUGGCUUAUUCGAACGUUUAAUAGACCCUUACCUUCACGAAUGCUACAAGAAGGAAGAGAUGGAAACAAUGAUGUUUGCAGCACGCCUCUGCCUCUUGCAUUCAUCUUCUAAAAGGCCAACAAUGAAAAUGAUACUGAGGUUAUUUGAGGAGCCAGAAUACAGGCUAAUGAUGCUCGAGAGAGAUGACUCCCUGCAUGAGAAUAGCUCCAAAGGUGAAAGAGGCCUGUGGAGACAUGUUGACUCAGUCGGUGAUGACUCUAGAUAAUUGUAUACGUUAUCUUCAAGAUUUUUAGGAAAAAUUAUCUGAAAAUGCAAGCUCAAUGACCAAUUGGUAUGUAGUUUCUUUAAAUAAUUAUAUUAAUUGCUAAGAAUAACUUCAAAGGCCUUUUAUUAUAAGAUCUCUGCCCUGUAAACAAGUCACAUAUAUGUCAAAUGUACCAUUUUAUU
Alnus glutinosa is the source of this 2150-nucleotide messenger RNA. Its product is annotated as PTI1-like tyrosine-protein kinase 2. The record is from RefSeq and is a predicted model, not a curated record. Lineage: Eukaryota; Viridiplantae; Streptophyta; Magnoliopsida; Fagales; Betulaceae. Gene Ontology annotation, biological process: protein phosphorylation. The transcript is spliced from 6 exons. Gene Ontology annotation, molecular function: ATP binding; protein kinase activity. The coding region runs from base 292 to 1968 and encodes 558 amino acids.